CCCUCCCACGUCUGCCAGCAGAAAGGGAGCUGAAGACCGUCAACACAUUUUAUGACGAAGCAGCACUUUUACACUAAAGUCGUCCGGUUUCUCUCUCGGUGUCAGUAUGUAAAACGGAGCUGUGGGUCCGGUGCUCGUCUUCAGUGCCUCAGUUGCAGCAGUCCUUCAAGCCUCUUUGCCCUCGUAUGUGCUUACAGUCCUCUUCCUCGUUGAUGGACGCUGGACUAACUUUAACAACGAGGUGGGGAAACCGCGAGAGUGCCAGACAGAGGCUUCCCGUCACUUGUUGCCGCUCAGGACCAGGAGCACAGCGAAGGAGAGCCGCUACUUGAGCCAUGAUGCUGGAGACGGAGAGUAAAGAGGCUCCAGCUGCUGAGAGCAACCAGGCACAGGUCACAGCGGGACACGUGUCAACGAACACGCUGCAGGUACCCGGUGGAGCAUCCGUGUCUCCGCCCGUGGCCCUCAUACACUCUCACUCUCCUGCCCCCCCGGCAACCGAGGAUGAGGAUGAGAGUGAGGACGAGUCAGACAUCUUGGAGGAAAGUCCCUGUGGCCGUUGGCAGAAACGCAAAGAGGAGGUGAAUCAGCGUAAUGUACCCGGGAUAGAUGCUGCGUACUUGGCUAUGGACACAGAGGAGGGUGUGGAGGUAGUUUGGAAUGAAGUCAUGAUCUCGGAGAGGAAGAACUUCAAACUGCUGGAGGAGAAAGUCAAGGCUGUAUUUGAUAACCUGAUCCACUUGGAACAUGCAAAUAUUGUCAAGUUUCACAAAUACUGGGCUGACACAAAGGAGAACCGGGCAAGGGUGAUUUUCAUUACAGAAUAUAUGUCAUCUGGAAGCUUGAAGCAGUUCCUGAAGAAGACUAAGAAGAAUCACAAGAGUAUGAAUGAAAAGGCUUGGAAGAGAUGGUGCACUCAGAUCCUGUCUGCUCUCAGUUAUCUCCACUCAUGUGAUCCACCCAUCAUCCAUGGCGACCUGACCUGCGACACCAUCUUCAUUCAGCACAAUGGGCUCAUCAAGAUCGGAUCAGUUGCUCCAGACACUAUUAACAGCCAUGUGAAGACCUGUCAAGAGGAACAGAAGAACAUGCACUUCUUUGCUCCAGAAUAUGGAGCUGUUGAGGAUGUCACUACUGCAGUAGACAUUUACUCAUUCGGCAUGUGUGCAUUAGAGAUGGCGCUCCUGGAGAUCCAGGGGAAUGGAGAGUCCUAUAAUGUUUCUCAGGAGGCCGUAAACAAUGCGAUACAGUUAUUGGAGGACCCACUGCAGAGGGAGUUAAUCCAGAAGUGCCUCGAGCGUGAUCCUAUAACAAGACCUACAGCCAAAGAGCUGCUGUUUAACCAGGCUCUGUUUGAAGUACCUCAGCUAAAACUGCUCGCUGCACAUUGUAUUGUCAGCCACCAACAUACGAUACCUGAAAAUGCCCUAGAGGAGAUAACCAAGAACCUGGACCCCAACCUGGUCAUUGCUGAGAGUAAAGAGGGUGUUAAGCUCAAGCUUUCACAGUUUCCUGCUUUAGAACUUGAUAAAUUCCUGGAGGAUGUCAGGAAUGGUAUUUAUCCAAUGACGGCGUUCGGGCUGCCCUGUCCUCAGCGGCCUCAACAGGAGACGGUUCAAUCUCCUGUCGUCGUCCCCUUGGUCAAAUCCCCAACCCCUGAACCUGCAGAGCUCGAGACACGACGGGUCAUUCAAAUGCAGUGUAAUGCUGAACCUGUGGAGGAGGGUGCAAGGUUUCAUCUAACAUUACUGCUGAAACUGGAUGAUAAACUGAACAGACAUCUCAGCUGUGACAUGCUACCCAAUGAAUCUGGUCAAGAGCUGGCUGAAGAGUUGGUGCAGCUGUGCUUCAUCAGUGAGUUGGACCAAAACAAAAUAGCGUGUCUGCUAGAAGAAAGUUGCAUUCAAGCUAUUCACUAGCAAGGGUUUCCUCAACCAUGUUUCCUUCUAAGUACAAUCUUUCAACCCUGUUACACACUUUGUUUAUUAAUACUCAACUCAGUCACCAUAACGUUAUCUUUUUUUUGUUUGGUUUUUUGCACUGUCUUAUAUACUGAGCUGGAGUUUGCAAUGUGACCAAAACUCCAGGGUUUUCCUUGGAAUAGGGGAUUAAUGCUUCCUAAAACCACACUUAACCUUUCACCCUUUCCUGUAGAGCCAGUUUUACUCCAAAGCCACUGAGAGCGAUCUCACAUAUACUCUAUAUAAAUGGAUUCAGGGGCGUUGAAGCAGGGUUUAUAAAGCAGGCAAUUGCGUGGGGCCCAUGAACUGAGAGCGGCCCCUGACUACAGCUGAAUUUAUUAGUCCACAAUUAUUACAAUUUUGUGAGGUUUGGUUCAGUAUAAGGCCCCCAGGUCCCUUGAAACACUCCUCCAUAGAUCGGAUUCUUUUGAAUGAGCUAACUCUGAUCUUUGCUGUUAAGUUAAUUUAAAAGGUAAACCUCAAUAAAGCUGCAACACACUUGAUCACAACAAAACGGUCUAGAUUACUUUAGUGAGAGGUGUUUAUUUUGUAAUCGAUUUUGUAUUGUCCGGUCUGUCUGGUCUAAAACAUCAUAACUGAUUGAGGCCUUCACUGGAGUCACACCACUCAACUAACACACCACUCAACUGGUUUACUACAUUUUAAUAGUUGGACCUCACGUUUUGACCAGCAGCAAAACUGUGACUCCCCUAGAAAUACAGAGACCCAUUCUAUCCAAAGAAAAUGUACAGAUUAAAGCCAAUCAUCUCUGUUCAUCCAUUCUCACUUGCCCCUCUGCCUUGGCUCUUUUUUAUUACCUUGUACAACAUAACAUUCCCAGCUCUUUGGCUUUUGUGACGUGUUGGACCAAACUAUCACCUAUCAAAUUAGAUGUAUAGAAACUGGAUUGCAAAGCUGGAAAUAACAUUGCUAUUUUUUUAAUAGAUAAAUACCUGGGGUCAAUAUUUUUAAAAAGCCUCUGAUACGGAACAAAAUGUAUGUGCAUUGCUGCAUACCACAUUCUGGCAAGGCGUCUUGCCAGCUCUCUCUGGAAGAUGGUUACUGUGAGGUACUGUGAACUCAGUGUUACUGAAUUUUUGUUUGUGUCUUUGUUUUUCUUAUUGCGCUCCACUGUUUGCCUUAAUGUGGGUGGCCUACACAGAUGCCUUAAAGUUCUCGUUUCUUUUUGGUUUUUACCCUUAUUAUUCUUUUAUUGACUGUUUUACCAUUUGCUGCUUUUUGGGUUCACACAUGUUACUCUGCCUAAAACUCAUUCACAUGUGACGUGUGUAGUGAACUUGGCUGCCAUAUGCUGCAGAGAGAGAACCUGGCCCUUCCUGUUACAUCUCCGUGAUAAUGUCAUGUUUUAUUCAUGUUACAGAUACUGUAUAUCAUAUUAUUCUUUACACACGUUCCCAUUUUUUAAAUGUGGUAUCAUAUGGAAAACUACAUUGUUUUUUGAGCCCAUAAACAAUUUGUCUUGUUUCAUAACAGAGCAUUAGAUUCAAGUGCGAUAUAGAGGAUUUACAUCAUCCUUCACAAAGUGCUAUGAUCUUUAAUACAUAAUUUAGCAUAAUACAGACCUGGUUUAGAUCAAGGAGUUUUCUGAUGCCUAUUACUGACAUUUUGGCUCAGAACUCUUUGUGCAUUACUGGUACUACUGUGUCUGGAUGCUCACACAGUUCCACAUCUAACAGGCAGUAAGAAUGUAAAGAAAAUCUAGUGUUCUGAAUUUGUGUAGAAAAGCAACCGUUAAGAUAUUACUUCUCUUGUCCUGAUAUUUUCCUUUAGUGACAUUUUAAAAUGUCCUCUCCCUCUCCCUGCUUAACUGAAAACCUCCGUACGAGCUUUCAAACAGAGCUUUCCUUUUAAGCUGGAUUUUGAUAUAUAUACAGUGAAAUCACUGAAAUAUUAAUCCAAUGACCUCCACUCAUGUAUUUCUGAAGUGCUCUUUUUGUAUGUAUUCAGGUAUCUUUGUGCUUUAAUGUGCUUUUUUUCCUGCACAUAAAUGUCUAGUCCAUGCUCAAUGCAUUGUUUACUCUGUUCUCCUGUGUUUGAACUGCUAAGAUUGUAAAUCCCAAAGAUAUGUCCUAAAACUAGCCAGUAGAAUGUAAAUGCACCACUCCUGGUGUAGAGAAGUGGUGAAAACCAACAAUGUGACCUGAGCAGCUUUACUCUGACUGUCUUGGCUCCGUCUCUUUCUCUCUCUGUACCAUCUUUUCCACCAAAAUGAUUGGUGCUGCUGAAACUGGUAAUUAAAUUAUCGUUGGUGUGUGAUGGGCAGCUUAAGCCUGUUACUCCAGGGUUUGAGCUUUUGUUUUUUUUGGAUGUUGUAAUAUUUUGUAUUUGACAUGGAUGUGAGUAAAUGUAAGUCUUUUCUGAGACUUGCAUCCUGCAAGGUGUGACACUUUCAAAUAAAUGUGUAAAUUGCU
Pleuronectes platessa (European plaice) is the source of this 4393-nucleotide messenger RNA. RefSeq names its product nuclear receptor-binding protein. The transcript has 18 exons. Gene Ontology annotation, cellular component: cytoplasm; endomembrane system. NCBI's taxonomy places the organism in Eukaryota, Metazoa, Chordata, Actinopteri, Pleuronectiformes, Pleuronectidae. The coding region runs from base 336 to 1919 and encodes 527 amino acids. The record is from RefSeq and is a predicted model, not a curated record. Gene Ontology annotation, biological process: intracellular signal transduction; endoplasmic reticulum to Golgi vesicle-mediated transport; protein phosphorylation. Gene Ontology annotation, molecular function: ATP binding; protein kinase activity.